Messenger RNA from Glycine soja, 1866 nucleotides. RefSeq names its product aspartyl protease family protein At5g10770-like. NCBI's taxonomy places the organism in Eukaryota, Viridiplantae, Streptophyta, Magnoliopsida, Fabales, Fabaceae. The transcript is spliced from 3 exons. Gene Ontology annotation, biological process: proteolysis. The coding region runs from base 59 to 1531 and encodes 490 amino acids. Gene Ontology annotation, molecular function: aspartic-type endopeptidase activity. The record is from RefSeq and is a predicted model, not a curated record.
AAGCAUCACGACAGAGAGUGAGUUGUAUAGCUAGACUUAGCUAUUCUUACCUCUUGGCAUGACCAUUCAAAUGUCUUCUUUUCUCUUAGCUUCUCUUGCUGUUUUCUUUUUCUUCUCCUCCUUGGAGAAGAGUUUUGCCUUUCAAGCAGCAAGAAAGGAGGACACAGAAAGCAACAAUCUUCAUCAAUAUACUCAUCUUGUUCACCUCAGCUCACUCCUUCCUUCAUCUUCUUGCAGCUCUUCUACUAAAGGUCCCAAAACAAAAGCAUCAUUAGAAGUGGUACACAAACAUGGGCCAUGCUCCCAACUAAAUGAUCAUGAUGGCAAAGCUAAGUCUACAACACCACACAGUGACAUUCUGAACCAAGACAAAGAAAGGGUGAAGUACAUUAACUCAAGGCUCUCUAAGAACUUGGGCCAAGAUAGUAGUGUUGAGGAAUUGGACUCAGCUACCCUACCAGCCAAAUCUGGUAGCCUUAUUGGGUCUGGAAAUUACUUUGUGGUUGUGGGUCUUGGGACACCCAAGAGGGACUUGUCACUCAUUUUUGACACUGGCAGUGAUCUCACUUGGACUCAGUGUGAACCUUGUGCUCGUUCUUGCUACAAGCAGCAAGAUGUAAUAUUUGAUCCAUCAAAGUCUACAUCAUAUUCCAAUAUUACAUGUACAUCUGCCCUCUGCACUCAGCUCUCUACUGCUACAGGAAACGAUCCAGGAUGUUCCGCAUCCACCAAGGCAUGCAUAUACGGCAUCCAGUACGGCGACAGUUCCUUCUCAGUUGGCUACUUCAGCCGCGAGCGCCUCACCGUGACAGCCACCGACGUCGUCGACAACUUCCUCUUCGGCUGCGGCCAGAACAACCAGGGCCUCUUCGGCGGCUCCGCCGGCCUCAUUGGCCUCGGCCGCCACCCCAUCUCCUUCGUCCAACAAACCGCCGCCAAAUACCGUAAAAUCUUCUCCUACUGCCUCCCCUCCACCUCCAGCUCCACCGGCCACCUCUCCUUUGGCCCCGCCGCCACAGGACGCUACCUCAAGUACACCCCCUUCUCCACCAUCUCCCGCGGCUCCUCCUUCUACGGUCUCGAUAUUACUGCCAUCGCCGUAGGCGGUGUCAAACUCCCAGUCUCCUCCUCCACCUUCUCCACCGGCGGUGCAAUCAUCGACUCUGGCACCGUGAUCACCCGCCUCCCCCCAACCGCCUACGCCGCCCUCCGAUCCGCCUUCCGUCAAGGCAUGUCAAAAUACCCCUCCGCCGGGGAACUCUCCAUCCUCGACACGUGUUAUGAUCUCAGUGGUUACAAGGUGUUUUCCAUUCCCACGAUAGAAUUUUCGUUCGCCGGCGGCGUCACGGUGAAGCUGCCUCCACAGGGUAUACUCUUCGUGGCGAGUACCAAGCAGGUUUGUUUGGCUUUUGCCGCAAAUGGUGACGAUAGUGAUGUUACUAUAUAUGGGAACGUACAACAGAGAACAAUAGAGGUUGUGUAUGAUGUUGGAGGUGGGAGAAUUGGGUUUGGUGCUGGUGGGUGCAAGUGAUUAAUGAUUAAACAUGCUUUGGGCUAGUUAGGGACAAAGGAAUCUUAAUUGGUUCUAGGCUUUCAUUAUUACUAUUGUUGUUGUCAUGACAUAAUGUAACAGUGGAAAUAGAAAAGGGAAAACAAUAAUGUGGGGGAAAUUAAAUAGUGAUUAAUUGUUGGAAAACAUAUAAUAUAAUGUUGUAGAAGAAUGGAGGAGGUGAAAUAUGUAUGACUCUCAAGCUGUGCGAUUGCUUGCAAUUGUACAUAUGUAAGAUGAAAAAAAAUAAUGUAAACUUGUUCUUGUUAUUAAUUAAAGGUUUGUUGAAUAAAGCAGAAACGUCUUGUUUUGGAUUA